AUGAGGUUCAAUGAUUUGGUUGGGUAUUUGUUAGAAGAUUUUGGUAUUGACUCCAACAGAAUCAGUGCAAAGCUUAGCUAUGUGUCUCUUUCAAAAGUAAACUUUGGAAGUAAAGAUUUUCCUCCAGUGUUUAUCAGAAACGAUCGUCAUGUUUCAAAUCUGAAUAAACUACAACAUAAUGGAGGUCUUCAUCUAUGUUUAACAUUAAAGAAGGGAACACAAAUUUUACCAAUGAUUGUGUCAAAUAUGAUUCAGACACGGGAUGACGUUUUGAUUUCUCAUGUUUUGCCUAUUGCUGGAAAUAGUAAUCCGCUUGAGAGGGAAACACAAAUAUCUCCAACGAUUGCGUCAAAUAUGACUCAGACACGGGAUGAAGUUUUAAUUACCCAUGAUUUACCAAAUGCUGGAGGAAUACAAAUAUUACCAUUGAUUAUGCCAAACCUGACUCAGACACGUGAUGAAAUGUCUAGUAAUCGCAAUUCGCCUAUUGCUGGAAGAAGUAAUGCAUUUGAGCGAGGAACACGAUUUCUCCCUGAUACUGAAUAG
Molecule: messenger RNA, 546 nt
Organism: Eruca vesicaria subsp. sativa (arugula)
Lineage: Eukaryota; Viridiplantae; Streptophyta; Magnoliopsida; Brassicales; Brassicaceae
Source: the annotation of a GenBank genome assembly